Messenger RNA from Neomonachus schauinslandi (Hawaiian monk seal), 1908 nucleotides. It is a transcript of the gene LRRC43, whose product is annotated as leucine rich repeat containing 43. NCBI's taxonomy places the organism in Eukaryota, Metazoa, Chordata, Mammalia, Carnivora, Phocidae. The transcript has 12 exons. Gene Ontology annotation, molecular function: protein binding. The record is from RefSeq and is a predicted model, not a curated record. The coding region runs from base 1 to 1908 and encodes 635 amino acids.
AUGGAGAAGCCGGGCGUGACCCUGAGCGCCGCGGUCCGGGAGCACCUGAGACACUUGUGUCUGCGCGAGUUCCCGUGCGGCACCGGCAGCUGGAAUAAGUCACGCUUUCUUCCUCGAACUUGGCGAACAUGGAAGGAGCUGGUCCCCAGAGAGGAGGAGGCCGUGAACCCUGGGGAGGAGACCGUGGAGGCACUGCUGGGCCUGGUCCGCAGCCCCCACUCACCCUGGGCUCUGCUGGAGGGCUCCAGUGCAGAGGACCAUUUUCUGAGAGAACUGGCCAUCCAGAAUCCGCUGGUGCUCAAAGACACCUUCUUCUACUCCUACUUCGGGUCCCUACGGGUGGUGGACAAGCAGGUGAGCCUGGUGGAUAAAGGUCUCCUGAAAUUUCAGAAACUUGAAGAGUUGGUACUGAGUGCCAAUCAAAUCAAGGAGAUCGACGCCGUCAACCUGCCCCCAACCCUCAAGGUGCUGGAGCUCUACGGCAACAAGAUCAGCAGUCUGGAGUGUCUGUGCACUAGCCCGCCCCCUUUUCUCCAGCACUUGGGGUUGGGUCAGAACAAGCUUCUGGGCCCCUUGGAAAGUCUGUAUGUCACCGCGGAUCACUGGCCCAACCUCAUCUCUCUGGACCUGAGCUUCAACGACCUGACGGACCUGCAGGGCAUGAUCGCCAGCCUCAGCACCCUCCCACACCUGCGGCUGCUCGGGCUGCAGGGGAACCCCCUGGCCCUGGUGCCCUACUACCGAGGCUUCACCAUCGACAGCCUGUCCGGGCUCUGCGUGCUGGAUGACAUCACCGUGUCUCCCAGUGAGAAGCAUCAGUUCCGGGGGCUCAGCCACAGUGGGGACCUCUUGGCCCGUGAGGCCCAGCUCGUGGUGACUAUUGGAAAUGUCAAGGGCGUUCUGGACACCUCUAUCCUGGACCCGGAGCCGGGGCCUCAAGGCCCUUUUAUUACUUACAGCUACUACGUGACCUACGAUUUUGUGGAAGACGAAGAAGGAGAAGGAAGUGAUUACGGUGGCGUGCUGGCUGAGAUCGUCAGGCCGUCACCCAGCAUGGAACAGCUGGGCGAGGACAUUCCCGAAGAGGUCUUCGAGGAGGCUGAAGACUCGCUAGAGUCCGGGCUGUCCACCCAGUCGGGAGAGCUGGAGGGUUCGGUGGCCUCGGGCGGGUCGGGGCCCUUGCCCAGGGUGACCGACUCCGCCGAGGAGCUGGCCAAGUUGCGGCCGCGAAUGGAUCCCCGGCUCUGCUCCUCCCCAGGGACGGUUCUCUUCAGCACCAUCCGCAAGCCCUGGACUGAUGUCAUCCCCUGCAACUACGAGAUGCACCACACGCUCAGGGACCUGGUGCCCCUCAAGGCCUUCCUGCUGGCGGGGACCACCGUGACCAUCGUGGAGGAGAAGAUUCUCUCCUGGCCUCUGGUGCCUCCGCCUGUCGAGACUGUGUUGCCUGCCAAGAAAGGAAAAGGGGAGAAGGACAAGAAGGGGAAGAAGGACAAAGACAAGAAGGGAAAGGACGGGAAGGACAAGGCCGGGAAAGGGGAGAAAGAGACGGCGCCGAAGGAGCAGAAGGCGUCCAAGAAGAAGGAGCUUCCUAAGGAACUCCGCCAGGACCCGCCCAUCCUGCGGGUGCUGGGCAGCGGCUUCGUGGCCCUGGAGCCCCUGCUGGUGGGGGAGCCACUGGUGUCCGAAGUGUGCAACUUCGGGGUGAUCCGCACCCUGGAAACUGACAGGCUGACCUUUCUCAGGGAUGCAAAGAAGAACAAGAACAAGAAAGCUAAAAGGGAAAAAAAAUCUGCGGCUCCAAAGUACGACAGCGACUACCAGCCCCAGCCGCUGACCGUGGAGGUGCAGAUCCAGCUGAACCAGUACCGCUCGGCCGAGGAGGCGCUCCGGGAGAUCGCCCUGUAG